This is a messenger RNA of Carassius auratus (goldfish), 1445 nucleotides long. RefSeq names its product deleted in malignant brain tumors 1 protein-like. Gene Ontology annotation, biological process: zymogen activation. Lineage: Eukaryota; Metazoa; Chordata; Actinopteri; Cypriniformes; Cyprinidae. Gene Ontology annotation, molecular function: serine-type endopeptidase activity. The transcript is spliced from 11 exons. Gene Ontology annotation, cellular component: plasma membrane. The annotation marks the transcript as partial. The record is from RefSeq and is a predicted model, not a curated record.
GGGAGGCUGGAGGUUUUUCACAGCGGCUCAUGGGGGACAGUGUGUGAUGACUCCUGGGAUAUUAAAGAUGCCCAUGUGGUGUGCAGACAGCUGCAGUGUGGAGUGGCCCUCAGUAACCAGCAGGUACCAGCCUGGUUUGGUCCUGGUUCUGGACACAUAUGGCUGGAUGAGGUGGAGUGUGAGGGGAAUGAGACGUCCCUGUGGAGCUGCUCUUCUUCAGGCUGGGGAAAACAUGACUGUAAUCACAAGGAGGACGUAGGAGUCGUGUGCUCAGGUAAACUUGCUGCUAAAUUGUUAACUGAGGGCUGUGAAGGGAAUGUGGAGGUCUUCUACAAUGGAUCCUGGGGUAAUGUGUGUUUAAACCAGAUAGACAGAGACACAGUGAGUCUGAUCUGUCAAGAGCUGAACUGUGGAAGAUCUGGUGUUUUGUCUGAUUCUACAUCAAGACUGAAAUCAGCUCCUAACUGGCUGGAUAAAGUUACAUGUCGACCACAUGAUUCCUCUUUAUGGCAGUGUCCAUCUUUACCCUGGGGACAGAAUAACUGUGGUGACGAUGAAGUGGCCAAAAUCAUCUACCAGAAGAUCCAUGAGUCUCCUCGAAGCUCUCUGACAUGCUCCACAUCUCCCCAUCAGAGACGGUGUUCAGAUUUGCCAGAUUUAUCAGUGUCCACUUCUCCUGCCACAACAACAUCAGCUUCUCCUCCAGUUUCUCCUCCAGUUUCUCCUCCACUGCGCUCAACAUCAGUCUCUCCUCCACAAACUCUCUCCGUCCCCCCAGUGCUUGUGAUUGUUCUGGGAGCUGUGCACUUACUGCUCUUAGUGCCACUGCUUAUACUGAUUCAGCAGAACAGAGUGAUGAGGAGAGCUCUCUCUAAGAGGAGAAACAAGAUGAAGACUGAGGCCGUUUAUGAGGAGAUUCAGCACAGAUCCACUAACAGACACAGUCUCUUCACUCAGAGGGGAAGUGUCUUUUCUGGAGAACAGCAUUCUGGGUAUGAAGAUGCUGAUGAGCUUCUUUCAGCAGAAAGAACCAAACCUGAAUACCAUAAUGAUUUCUCCAGCAUUGAAGCCCCAACAGAAAAGCAACAAAUCACAUCAGAGAACUAUGAUGAUGUCAUCACUGCUGGACUGAGACAUGCUACAGAUGACUUGCCCGAAAACUAUGAUGAUGUCAUCAUCAUACGACAGUUCUCCAAUGAUAACAAAGAGGGUGUUCAGGAGGAGUAUGAUGAUGUGAAGAAUGUCAGCGAAUAUAUGAGUGACAUGUUUGACUAUGAUGAUGUGGAGGAGGAUCCAGGAAAACAGACAGGAGCUGUUUAACUCAAACCUCACACACUGCCUCAAAUCCUUUUAAAGCUUUUAAGAUUUUAGCAAUCUUACUAUAUGUGUUUCAGUUGCAGUCUAAACAGUGUUUUGAUACAUCCUGUACUGAAAUAUACAAUUAC